Molecule: messenger RNA, 225 nt
Organism: Talaromyces stipitatus ATCC 10500
Lineage: Eukaryota; Fungi; Ascomycota; Eurotiomycetes; Eurotiales; Trichocomaceae
Exons: 2
Coding region: 1-225 (74 amino acids)
Source: RefSeq, a predicted model, not a curated record
AUGAAAAAACAAGCUGAAUGGAUUAUCCUCGCGUACAUGUGGGAGCAGGCACGGUUUCGCAACCUCAACAUUCUUGGAAUGGAUCCGGGCUACGUUUGGUGUCACUCAGAAUGUCUGAGUAUUUGCCCAAUGAGAAUCAUCCGUGGGUCAAGCAAGCUAGACAGAGCCUGCCCAAGCUACGACCGCGGAUUAUGGUGCGGUAUUGUACCAAUCAGUGUUAUAUAA